This is a messenger RNA of Nicrophorus vespilloides, 1632 nucleotides long. Its product is annotated as zinc finger protein 39-like. The record is from RefSeq and is a predicted model, not a curated record. The transcript has 4 exons. Bases 276 to 1427 code for a protein of 383 amino acids. Gene Ontology annotation, cellular component: nucleus. Lineage: Eukaryota; Metazoa; Arthropoda; Insecta; Coleoptera; Silphidae.
UUUGGGAGUGGAAAAUCACCCGCUUUAAAACUAACGGAUUGAGUCUUCAGUAUACUGCAGUAUAAUAGUAUGUCUAGUAUACAAACUGCGUUUGAAAUGGGAACAUCUAUUAAGUGAAUAGUUUAGUGUUAUGUGUUCGUAUUAUUUUUAACCGUUUAAAUUUGUACAAAGUACAAUAGUGAAGCAAAAAUACUGCAUUCAAAUAAAGCGAGGAGAUUGUUGUUAAUGUUGUGACAAGCGCCAAAAUUUAAAAUUGUUGUCACAUAACCUAAAAAAUGGAAACACAACAUUGUUUUUUGUGUAGUGGAAUAAACAAUUACACGAUAAAGAUUAACGAAGAAAAUAGGACAAUUCAUUCUGGAACUAAUUUGUUAAUGUUUCUGAUGAUGUUGUUUGAAGAAUACAAGGAGAACUUGCAGAACAAUAGUGUGUGCGAAUUUUGUUUUGGGACAAUAAAUGAGCUAGAUUUUGCCAAAGAGAGAACCAAGACACUAUCACACAUUUUUUUAGAUUACUGGAACACUAAACGAAAUGAUCCACAGCCUGUCAUCAUUAAACAGGAAUUAAGUGAAGAAGUUAUUGAAGAAUCAUAUGAAAAACAAUUAAAAGUAGAUAAUUAUUUAGUAAAUGAUGUUCAUAUGAAUAAUAGUUCCUUGGCAGAUGAACAAGUACAAAUUAAAGUAGAAAAUCAAGAUAUUUUUGAAGAAAUUAUAGAAGAAGCACAUACUGUUAAAGAGGAGAUAGACAUUGAGGAGCAAAUUGUGCAGCAAGAUGUAGUUAAUUAUGAACAAAUAACUCUGAAUCAGCAGACAAAUCAAACUAAAAGACUAUUUUAUUGUGUAUUAUGUGAUAAACAGUUCAAGCACAAGAAAACUUUAAAUAUACAUAUGGGUGUACAUACAGAAUUUAAUGCUCAUAUCUGUGACAUAUGCAACAAAUCAUUCAAUCACAAAGUGUAUUUAUCUAGACAUAUGAUUGUACAUACAGAUACAUUUCCAUAUGAAUGUGAGAUUUGCAAAAAAAAAUUCAAACAUGAUUCAUCUAUGAGAACACAUAGAUUAACCCAUUCAAAGGAUAGACAUUUUGAGUGCAGCACCUGCAACUGCAGUUUCAAAUCAAAGAUUCAUUUGAAAAACCAUAUAAAUAAUGUUCACAUAGGUGAAUAUCAACACCAAUGUGAGCUUUGUGAAAGAAAGUUUAAGAGACGAUGUCAUCUAAAGUCACAUUAUCAAACUCAUAAAAGGAACAACUUGCAGCAUUUUUGCAGCUUCUGUGAAAGUAGCUUUAAAUUACAACGAAAUUUGAAAAAACAUAUUUUAAUUGUACACAAAGACAAAUGUAAGGGCAAAGAAAAUAUUGAGAUUCCUGAAGAUAAUCUGAUGCAGUCACAAAUCAGCAGAAGGCCUCAGGAAUUAUUUGAAUUUUAAAUAAUUAACUUUAAUUUAUUUUUUAGAUGAAAAACGAGAUGUAACUUAAAAUCAUAUAUUUUAUAAACAUAUGGAUUAUAAUUAUUUUUAUACAAAUUUAUAAUUCAAAUGCCACAAGAUAUUUUCGUCCUUUGGCCUGCAUGUUAACUAUUUAUUUAUAUAUAUAUAUUUUUGUUGAUUUAUGUUAGAAUUAAUUUACUUAUUU